Molecule: messenger RNA, 1058 nt
Organism: Hippopotamus amphibius kiboko
Lineage: Eukaryota; Metazoa; Chordata; Mammalia; Artiodactyla; Hippopotamidae
Gene: IGLON5
Product: IgLON family member 5
Exons: 8
Coding region: 1-1011 (336 amino acids)
Cellular component (GO): neuron projection
Source: RefSeq, a predicted model, not a curated record
AUGCCCCCCCCUGCUCCCGGGGCCCGGCUCCGGCUUCUCGCCGCCGCCGCCCUGGCCGGCCUGGCAGUCAUCAGCCGAGGGCUGCUGUCCCAGAGCCUGGAGUUCAGCUCCCCUGCGGACAACUACACAGUGUGCGAAGGGGACAACGCCACGCUCAGCUGCUUCAUCGAUGAGCAUGUGACCCGAGUGGCCUGGCUGAACCGUUCCAACAUCCUGUACGCUGGCAACGACCGCUGGACCAGCGACCCGAGGGUGCGGCUGCUCACCAACACGCCUGAGGAGUUCUCCAUCCUCAUCACCCAGGUGGGGCUGGGCGACGAGGGCCUCUACACCUGCUCCUUCCAGACCCGCCACCAGCCGUACACCACUCAGGUCUACCUCAUCGUCCACGUCCCUGCCCGCAUCGUGAAUAUCUCUUCGCCUGUGACGGUGAAUGAGGGGAGCAAUGUGAACCUGCUCUGCCUGGCUGUAGGGCGGCCGGAGCCCACGGUCACCUGGAGGCAGCUCCGAGACGGCUUCACUUCCGAAGGCGAGAUCCUUGAGAUUUCCGACAUCCAGCGGGGCCAGGCCGGGGAAUAUGAGUGCGUGACUCACAACGGGGUUAACUCUGCACCCGACAGCCGCCGCGUGCUGGUCACAGUCAACUAUCCUCCGACCAUCACGGACGUGACUAGCGCCCGCACGGCCCUGGGCCGGGCCGCCCUCCUCCGCUGCGAAGCCAUGGCGGUGCCCCCCGCGGAUUUCCAGUGGUACAAGGAUGACAGACUGCUGAGCAGUGGCACGGCCGAGGGCCUGAAGGUGCAGACGGAGCGCACCCGCUCGAUGCUUCUCUUCGCCAACGUGAGCGCCCGACAUUACGGCAACUACACGUGUCGCGCGGCCAACCGACUGGGAAUAUCCAGCGCCUCCAUGCGGCUCCUGCGCCCAGGAUCCCUGGAGAACUCGGCACCGAGGCCCCCAGGGCCCCUGACCCUCCUCUCCGCCCUGGGCUGGCUGUGGUGGAGGAUGUAGGAAGAACCCAGUGCUGCUGGCGUCCCCCUGCUGGGGGUCUGAGGCCG